AACGAGUUUCUGGUUUAACGAAUAUACACGCGUUACAAAUGAAAUGCUUUAAGUAGAUGUAAAUCGUUUCAGAAAUUAUACUCGAAAUAUAAUUAUGGAUAUAGUCACUGAUAACGCAAAGAUUCAGUCAGUAACAGACAAAAAAUGCACUGAACUAUUUCAGGUCAAAAGAUAUUUUCUUUUUAUUCUCAUUUGCACAACCAUCGGCGAAAUGGUUACUCUACUUGGACUGGUUGGACACUGGCGGGUAUUACGGGAGGACAUUAUGAGCCCUAGACAGCAACAGAUGUGUCUGCCAUUGCACAGAUUCACUUUGGUAGAUGAUGAGGAAGCAAACGAUCAAUGUCCCGGUAGACUUAAAAAGAGGUUAGAUAAAAAGAAAAAAUUAAUCAUUUGCUGCGGGACUUUGAGUGAUGUGCUUGACAAACUUUCUAACAAGGUUGUCAUGGAAAAAUAUAAUAGUGACGCAAAUCCUGAAAUGAGUUUACUGAACCUGACGAAUUAUAAAUGCGAAGCAACCAACAAGAAGCAACCAAAGGCACAUCUUGUGGAUAUUUCAGAAGAUAAAAAGCCAGUUUCAGUGGGGAUGUCAUCAAAGUUACUAUGGAAUACUGACCCACCGUCUUAUGCAAAUUUAGGGUUGAGGUAUUCAAAAGAUGAUGGAACAAUAUAUAUAGAAAAGACUGGUCAUUAUUACAUAUCGUCACAACUGAAAACAAAAAUUGCGAAAGCGAAUGAUACAGAUGAAACUUUAGACAGCAUCUUUAGACAUUACGUGUAUUUAAUCAAAAGCGAAGGGACGGUGGGAGUCAUACUUGAAGAUGCGAAAUCCCAGUGUGAAAUGGUAUCAGAUGUUUCUGAAAGUACAAGCGUCCUUGGCGCUGUGUUCCACCUCGAGGACGGGGAUCGACUGUAUGUGUCUACUUCUCAUCCUCAAAAUAUUAUUUCUGACAAACACAAUAAUUACUUCAGUGUGUUCAGCCUUUUAGAUUUAAAGUGAUACAUUAUGUUUUUGACUAAAUCAAUUCUUCAUGUGGUCUCAUCAUCGUAAAUGUUACUACUGACAAUUUCUUAUAUACUUCGGUACAUUCACAACUGUCAGUCAGAGAACAGAAAAUAAAAUGUUUCAAAUACUCACGAUCGAUACAAAUAGUUUACAUACAAGUGAUUUAGGUUCAAUUACAUGGCUAAGGAAUACAUGAAAUACCUUUGCAAAUUGUAAAUUUUUCCAUUACAUUAUCAUUACGGUAACCAAGGUAUAUGUUUAUUCAAUUUUCAUUACACAUGUCAUAAUUUCAUUGUACAUUACAUUACACAUUACAUUCAAUCAACCGCCUCGGUAGCCUAGUGGUAGAGCGUCCGCUUUGAGUGCGGGAGGUCGUGCGUUCGAUUCCCGGGGAAAAUGGUACUAGUUGCUUCCGCGUUUGGCGCUCAGCAUUAAGAGGUAGUGCUAGGACUAGUCAGCCCGGUCUCAAUGUAAUGUGGCUUGGAGGGGUAUCAAAUCACUUGCCCCUCAUCGAUGUGGGUUCGAGCCUCACACAGGGCGUUGAAUUCUUCAUGUGAGGAAGCCAUCCAGCUGGAAGGUCGUUGGUUCUACCCAGGUGCCCGCUCGUGAUGAAAUAAUGCACGGAGGGGCACCUGGGGUCUUCGUCCACCAUUAAAGCUGGAAAGUCGCCAUAUGACCUAUCAUGUGUCGGUGCGACGUUAAAUCCAACAAAAAAAUGUCACGUGUCCGCUUUGAGUGCGGGAGGCCGUGGGAUCUAUGCACGGUGAAAAUGGUACAAUUAGCUUCCUCGCUUGGCGCUCAACAUUAAGAGGUUCAAUUUUGAAACGCCGCUGGUUGUGUGUUUCUAAUUACCUACUUUUUACUCUAGAUAACUUAAUGCACACACUAUCUACAUUUAUUUUAACAAACAUGCUUCAUUAAGAUCAGUUACAAGAUUGUUAACACGGUUUUUCUACAACUUUACCUAGUGAAAUAGUUCUUAAAUGUGUAAAGUUGCCUCUGCAGUUUUAGCAAUAUAUGUUACGAUUUGGCAUAGUGACUUAGUUGUUACAUAUAACUGAUGCAGUUUGAACCUCACUUUAAUUUUACAAAGUAAGGCAUUCUGAUUAAUGUGGCAUCUGAGGUAUUAAUUGCAAAUUUAAUGAGAGACUUUCAAAUAAGGUUACAGCUUCCUACUCAAUCCUGUAUGACAUUGUGAUAUAUGUACAUCUUGUAAAUGAAUUAUGAUUAAUAAAGUGUUGUUUAAACCAA
Messenger RNA from Mercenaria mercenaria, 2257 nucleotides. RefSeq names its product tumor necrosis factor ligand superfamily member 6-like. Gene Ontology annotation, cellular component: membrane. Gene Ontology annotation, biological process: immune response. NCBI's taxonomy places the organism in Eukaryota, Metazoa, Mollusca, Bivalvia, Venerida, Veneridae. The transcript has 5 exons. The record is from RefSeq and is a predicted model, not a curated record. Gene Ontology annotation, molecular function: tumor necrosis factor receptor binding. Bases 95 to 1000 code for a protein of 301 amino acids.